Messenger RNA from Homarus americanus (American lobster), 2159 nucleotides. RefSeq names its product kelch-like protein 18 (gene KLHL18). Gene Ontology annotation, molecular function: protein binding. The transcript has 10 exons. NCBI's taxonomy places the organism in Eukaryota, Metazoa, Arthropoda, Malacostraca, Decapoda, Nephropidae. The coding region runs from base 33 to 1778 and encodes 581 amino acids. The record is from RefSeq and is a predicted model, not a curated record.
CAGCUGUGGCCGCGCCAUUGUGUCGAGGGACCAUGGAGGAGGAGCACACCAAGUUUGAACUAGAGAUAGAGAGUAUAGUCGAGAGUGAUGAUUUUACUAUAUUUAACCAAGAUGAUCUACCCAUGGGAGGCUUCCAGGUCAUGGAGGACAUCAGGAGGAAGGGCAAGUUAUGUGACGUGACGCUGAAGGUGGAAGAUCAGUGCUUUUCUGCACAUCGAAUUGUAUUGGCAGCAGUCAUACCUUACUUCAAUGCCAUGUUUACCCAUGACAUGGCCGAGAGUAAACAAAAGGAAAUAACAAUGCAAGGAAUAGAACCAAGUUCCCUUGAAUCUCUGAUCAACUUUGCAUAUUCUGGAAAAGUCAAAAUUGAUGGUUCUAAUGCACAAAGUUUAUUGGUAGGAGCAUCAUUCCUUCAGCUCUCUAAAGUACGAGAAGCGUGUGCUGACUUCCUCAAACACAGGUUACAUCCACACAACGUUUUGGGCAUCAGAACGUUUGCAGAUACCUUGGCUUGUUGGUCACUCGUAGAAGCCAGUAAUCGUUAUCUUCAGAAACAUUUUGUUGAAGUCUCUGUGUCUGAGGAAUUCCUGAGUCUCUGUUUCUCAGACGUAAGAGAAAUAAUCUCCCGGGAUGAACUUAAUGUGCAAAGUGAAGAAAAUGUAUUUGAAGCCAUCAUGGCAUGGACAAAACGAGACCUAGACCAGCGGGGUCAUAACUUGCCAGAGCUGUUGACUAAAGUGCGCAUGCCACUACUAACCCCCCAGUUCCUGACGGACUGUGUUGCCACCGAAAACUUGAUCAGAUCGUCUCACGAGUGCAGAGAUCUCCUGGAUGAAGCCAAAGACUAUCACCUCAUGCCAGAGCGACGACCUCUCCUACAGAGCUUCCGCACAAGACCGCGGUGCUGCAACGACAUCGUAGGACUUAUAUAUGCUGUUGGCGGCCUUACAAAAUCAGGAGAUUCAUUAAGCACUGUCGAGGUAUACGAUCCCAUUGUUGGUAGGUGGCAAAUGGCAGAAAGUAUGUCCAUGCUUCGGUCACGGGUCGGGGUCGUGGUGAUGAAGAAAAAACUCUAUGCCAUCGGUGGUUACAAUGGCUUAGACAGAUUAGCAACAGUAGAAGUUUUUGAUCCAUCCAGCAAGUGUUGGAGUAAAGUCUGCCCGAUGAACUGCAAGCGAAGUGCUGUUGGUGCGGCUGUUCUAAACGACCACCUCUAUGUAUGUGGUGGAUACGAUGGUGUUGCCUCUCUCAACACAGUGGAGUGCUACAACAGUGAAACAAACAAGUGGGUGAUGGUUACGUCCAUGACCAAACACCGGAGUGCAGCUGGAGUGGUUGCUUUUGAUGGCCAUGUUUAUGCUAUUGGGGGUCACGAUGGCCUCUCUAUAUUUGAUUCAGUGGAGCGAUAUGAUCCAACUACUGGGCAGUGGACUCCUGUUACCCCCAUGUUAAGUAAACGCUGUCGUCUUGGUGCCGCCACGCUUGAUGGAAAGUUAUAUGUCUGUGGUGGUUAUGAUGGCUCUACCUUUUUGAGAACCGUAGAAGUUUAUGAUCCCAUCACUAGUAGAUGGUCUUUCGUUGCCCCCAUGAGUGUAACACGCAGUCGGGUAGCACUUGUGGCUAACAUGGGUCGCUUAUAUGCUAUUGGUGGUUAUGAUGGUGUGUCUAACUUGUCCACAGUGGAGGUAUAUAACCCAGAACAAGACCAGUGGGAGUUCAUCACCUCCAUGUGGGCCCAUGAAGGUGGGGUGGGGGUGGGUGUCAUCCCCUUCCCCUGAGAGCAUUAGGUUAAGUUUAAGGGUCAAUAUCUGGGUUUGGUCUCUUUAUUAAGAGUACAGUAGUAUUUUUUGCACCAUAUUUUAUUUAAUUUAUAAAUCUGCAAGUACUGUAGUGCUGUAAGUUCACCAUUAACAAGGUUAAUCUUUGCUUCUGGAAAAGUAGGCAUUGAAAAUGUUAAGGGGUUCUUAUUAUAUUUACAGUACAGAUGGUACUAAUUACCUACAAUGGCAACUCCCCUCAAAAAACAAAUAUCUGAAUUUUUUUUACUUGAAAGUACUACAGUGAUAUCUCCGUUAGCCUGAAUAAUUGGUGCGGAACACUUCCGGGAAUGAGAGAUUUGCGGGUAACGAGACGACUUUCAAAGCCGGAAAAAAAUCACU